AUGGCACCACCCGCUGGAGCAUCAGCUUCCAAGGCGCCGUCAAUGAGGGCAUUGACAGCGCGACUGAAGGCAGCUCAACUGUCCUUCAACGACAUUCAGCGGUUCACCGAGGCAUUUUCUGAUGCCAAUACUGUUACAGAGGUGGAAAUACGUAUUGCAAAACUGGAUGAGCUGUGGGAGAGCUACAGUGCUACCAUGGUGGAGAUCUUCGCUCACGAAGAAUACAACGAGGAAAAGACGUCGCUUGAGAAGGAACGUGCGGAAUUCAGCGAUCGAUAUUAUGAGAUCAAGUCCUUCCUAACGGACAAGAUCAAAUCGUUCCAGAAACCCCUGAUCCAGCUGCAGACGUUCAACGGGGACAUCGACGAGUGGCUGAGUUUCCGCGACCUAUUCACAUCGCUCAUCCACUGGAAAGUGGAUCUACCGGAAGUGGAAAAACUUCAUUACUUGAAGGGCUGUCUUCAAGGAGAACCCAAGGCUCUCAUUGAUCCACUUCCAAUCACAAAGGCCAACUAUCAAGUGGCGUGGGAUUUGCUGUUGAAGCGCUACAAUAACAGCAAGCAGCUAAGGAAGCGGCAGGUACAAGCUCUCUUCAAGCUGCCCACACUCUCGAAGGAAUCAGGUGCAGACCUGCAUACCCUGGUUGAAGGCUUUGAACGAAUCGUGCACACACUCGACCAGGUCGUCCAGCCGAACGAGUACAAGGAUCUUCUGUUUGUGAACAUCCUCACUGCACGAUUGGAUCCAGUUACGCGUAGGGGGUGGGAAGAGGUCUCAUCGGCGAAGCAACAGGAUACAUUGGAGGAUUUAUUCGAGUUUCUGCGGCGUCGAAUCCAGGUUUUGGACAGCCUUCCGGCAAAAUCUACCGACACUAGGGGUACCGGUCAAAUACAGCAGUACUCGAAGGCGAAGCAAUCAACGGUGAAGACCAGCUAUAGUUCUACCCAGGCGUCAAGGGGACGCUGCGUUGUCUGUUCAUCAGAUCAUUUUCUGUACCAGUGCAACGAGUUUCAUCGAAUGACGGUAUCGGACAGGGAUAGUCUACUUAAAACUCAUGGACUUUGUCGGAAUUGCUUCAGGACGGGGCACCAUGCCAAGGAAUGCCAAUCAAAAUACUCCUGUAAGAACUGCAAGGGUCGACACCAUACCCUAGUAUGUUUUAAGCAGGGGAAGGAGAAAGAACCCAAGGUGGCGGCAGUGGCUGGGGACAACCAGCCAUCGGUACCCAAGAAUCAAAGAGAUUCAUCUAACACCCAAGUGGCCAACGUGGCAGCCACGGAAACUGUAGUGUCCACUACAGCUCACCAACAUCUCAAACGGGUUCUUUUGGCAACAGCAGUUGUGAUGAUUGAAGAUGACAUCGGCAACCGAUUUCCUGCUCGUGCAUUACUGGACUCCGGAUCCGAAAGUAAUUUCAUUACAGAGCGGCUGAGUCAGCGGUUAACAGUUCAUCGAGAUCGAGUGGAUAUUUCGGUGGCAGGAAUUGGUCAGGCGGCGACCAAGGUUCGGCAAAGGAUUCAAGCGGUACUUCAUUCACGAGUUUCGAAAUAUUCCCGUGAACUAGCCUUGUUGGUUCUUCCAAAGGUCACGGUGAAUCUUCCAACAACCACUAUCAAUACGGCUGCUUGGACACUGCCAAGCGGAAUUCAGUUGGCGGAUCCUACAUUCUUCGAAUCUAAUGGAGUGGAUAUCGUACUUGGCAUCGAGUACUUCUUCGACUUUUUCGAAACAGGAAAAAGGAUUUCUCUGGGGAACAACUUCCAACCCUCAACGAGUCCGUGUUUGGCUGGCUGCAACGUGUCCGCGUUGGAUGGCUUGGAUACUUUAAUUGCGCGUUUUGGGUCCUGCGAGGCGGUAGAGUCAGGUAAGGCUCAUUCACCAGAAGAGAAGCGUUGCGAGGAGUGGUUCUCAAAUACGGUUCAACGGGAUACGCAUGGUCGGUACACCGUUGCUCUACCGAUGAUGAAAGGCGCUGUGUCAAGGUUGGGUGAAUCAAGGGACAUUGCAUUUCGACGACUGCAAGGAACCGAAAGAAGGUUGGCCAGGGACUCAUCACUUCGAAAACAGUACGUCGCCUUUAUGGAAGAAUACCUCAAUCUCGGACAUAUGAAGAUGCUGGUUGAAGAUUCCCAAAGUUCGAUUCGAAGAUGCUAUUUACCCCAUCAUCCUGUGGUGAAAGAAGCUUCAACAACAACCAAGGUUCGCGUUGUUUUCGAUGCAUCCUGUAAAACGUCUGCCGGAGCGUCUUCUAAUGAUGUACUACUAGUGGAACCAUGGUACAGGAUGAUCUUCGGUCCUUAA
Molecule: messenger RNA, 2301 nt
Organism: Armigeres subalbatus
Lineage: Eukaryota; Metazoa; Arthropoda; Insecta; Diptera; Culicidae
Exons: 3
Coding region: 1-2301 (766 amino acids)
Molecular function (GO): zinc ion binding; nucleic acid binding
Source: RefSeq, a predicted model, not a curated record